Equus caballus (horse) is the source of this 2865-nucleotide messenger RNA. It is a transcript of the gene GIMD1, whose product is annotated as GIMAP family P-loop NTPase domain containing 1. NCBI's taxonomy places the organism in Eukaryota, Metazoa, Chordata, Mammalia, Perissodactyla, Equidae. Gene Ontology annotation, molecular function: GTP binding. The record is from RefSeq and is a predicted model, not a curated record.
AUGCUGAGCCUCCGUUCAUCAGCAGCUAUGACGGACUCCAGCAAGAUGAUCGUCAAUGUGGCCCUCUUUGGCAUGACUCAGAGUGGAAAAAGUUUUGCCAGGAACGUUCUUCUGGGAAGCACUGACUUCCAUAGUGGCUUUCUGUGUUCUGUGACCAAAGACUGUAGUCUGGGCCGCAGUGGUCACCUCCACAGCUUCAUGCGUCGAGAGGGGCAAGAGGUGACCCUGCAGGUCCAGGUGCUGGACACUCCAGGUUAUCUGCACAGCAGGCUGAGCAAGAGGCAUGUGACAUAGGAGGUCAAGGAGGCCCUGGCACAUCACUACGGGCAAGAGGGUCUCCAUCUCGCACUGCUGGUCCAGAGAGCAGAUGUGCCUUUCUCUGAAGAGGAAGCAUCUUCCCCUGUCCAGAUGGUUCAGGAACUUCUGGGACAUGCUUGGAAGAAUUACACUGCCAUUCUUUUCACCCAUGCAGAAAAAAUAGAAGAGGCUGGGUUCAUCGAAUACUUACAUGAGGCCUCCGAAACCCUGCUAACCCUACUAAAUUCUGUUCAGCACAGAUAUAUUUUCCAGUAUAAAAAAGGAAACUCACUUAAUAGACAAAGAAUAAAAAUCUUAGAAAGAAUCAUGGAAUUUAUAAGAGAAAACCGUUACCAAGCUCUUACCUUUAAAUAAAGUUUAGAUGAAAGGAAAAGAGCAUUGGCUUUUAGAGUCAGAAACCUGUUUUCAAAGGUGUCUCUGUCAGCGAGGCUGUGGACUGUCGAAUUCCCGCAGGCUGCUGGUGAGUGCCAUUGGUGUAACCACUUUGGAAAACUGUUUGGCACUUAAAAGAACAUAAAAGAUUCAAGAUUUCUAAUGCAAAUUCUAUGACAUGGCAAUUACAGUCCUAAGUACAUAUCCAACAGAAAUGUGUACGUUUGUGCACUAAAGAUAUAUGUACAAGAAUGUUCACAGCAGUACUGCUCAUGAUAGCUAAAAGCUGGAAAUCACCUAAAUGUCCAUUAACAGUAGAAUGGAUAAGCAGACUGUGGUACAUCCACACAGUGGAACAGUACAGUGAUGAGAAUGAGCAAACUACAACCGCAUGUAACAGGGCCAGUGAAUUGCCCAGACGUAGUGCUGAAAGACAGACCCAGACAUGGAGGAGUACAUACACUACGAUUCCCACAAUCAAAACUAACGUAAUCUAAACUACUCUACUGUCAAGUGCGGGAGUCGGAAGAGCGGUUACCUCGAGGAGGGGACAGUGAGUGAAAGCACGCACAGGGUGGCUUCUGCUUUCUGAUCUGGAGGCUGGUUACACAGUGUGUUCACUUUGUGAAAAGUCAACAACAAACACUUCUGAUUUGUGAACUGUUUAGUGUAUAUGUUACACUUAAAUAAAACUUAAAAAUGAAUAAAUUAUUAUCCAUAUUUUAAAAACUAGCUCCACUUCUUACUUGAUACUAGGCGAGGAAAAUUACUGAAGCUUGUGAAAGCCCAUUCCUCACCGGGAAUGCCUGCUUCAUAGUUAUUGUAAUGAUUACACAAUUUGGCACGUGGUAGAUGCUCAAUAAAUGUUCACUUUCUUUUCCACCUUCUUAUAAUCUGUGGUUCCAAUUUAGGCUGGAAAUACAGGUAAAAACUCAGAGGUGAGUCCAGCUGCAGAAACAAGCAUCACAACUGUGAUAACUGAGUCUGAAGCAAGCUGGACUGCAGAGGAGGCUCUGGACGGGGAAGGCUGCUCACUCUGGCUAGGACAGGGGACCAGGAUGCUCUCACAGGCAGUGGGGGCAUCAAAGGAAGAUGACUCUAGUCCACCACAACAGCCACGUCCACCACCAAGUUGAAGUCGGAUCACACUCCUGUUUAACAUUUGUACGUGAGCUUUACAGUUUAUAAAAUUCUUUCACUAAGAUCAUCCCCAAUUUACAAACAGCUUAUUUCCACAAAGUUAAUUUGUAAGUUGUUUCUUUUGUGUGCAAUACACUGUAUUUUCCAUUAGAAACGGGAUUACAGCUGGUGGUUAUUCUCCCAGACGUCCUCAAAAGCUGACAAUGCCUAAUACUACCUGAACUCUAACAGAAAUUGUAUUAGAAAGCCUUUAACGAAAUUUAUAAAAUGUUUCUAUGGGAAACCAUAAUACAAAUUCCAACUUGAAACAAAAUUUUUCUUUAUUUCUUUGCAUGGCCCCCUUCUGCCAUUGUGGGUCCAGGAUUGUGAAGUGGGAGCCUCAACAAUGGGGCUGAGUUUGGGAGUUAAGUAGGAAUUGAUACUUCCCCAGGGAUUGGUGGCUUGGUGACAGAGGAAGAAAUCUGAGGCUGAGAAGUGGAAACUGCAGUGACUGGUGAAGAGGAGAGCGGAAACUUCACGUUUUGAGUCCUUUAGACCCUUCAUUCAUGUGAUGUCAGCUUACGCUUCCAGAACACAAACACUAGUGAGUUUCAGGAAAGAUGCGUUGUGCAGAACAUUACGGAUUCAAGAUCCCUGAGGCUGGCCUGGUGUUAAUGAUUAAUAGCGGAAAGGUGCCCCUAGCUUCAAAGAGGAAGACUUCUGUGAUGUUCUUCCCUGCAUUACUUGUUAUUUUUAGAUUUACAGAUAUAUAUAUUAUACAAAUAUAUAAAUAUUACAUAAGUCCCUAAAAGUGAUCAUAAUACAUAUUCGACUGACUUUUAGUAGUCUCAUUUUGCUUUAUGGUACACCUUUACCUCUCUCCUCCUUCCACCUCUCCUCCUCUUCAUGCAAAUCAGCCCACUAUAGAUAACUCACGUGAACAAAAAGCGUGGUGUGCACCAUUUGUAUUUUCUUCAUGUCUGAACAAUCACAAACACAUGGAGUACAUAUAUAUACAUAACCACACACACACAGAGUACAUAUAUACACAUAACC